AAGGCAGAUAGUGUAAGGUGGUAUAAAUCAUGGAUGAAGCACGUACGGAAGUUAUUGCCCCAUGCGUGAAUUUUUGGCUCCAACCUACACUUUGAUGUGUCACGCUUUCAAAGGGGACGUGAGGUGUGAACAUUGUGUCGUCACAGUGAAACGGGCAAUGCUUUGGUUUUCAGCUAUUUCAUCAAUCGCAAUGUUUUUGGAUUGUUUACCCAACACCAUAUAAAGUGACGCCGUGAAGUGAGCUCUUCGCUCUGGCUGACUGAGCAAGCUGAGCUAGUGACAAUUGGAAGCAGCAUGAGAUAGAGGGGCAAGAGAACAGGGGCCGUGCUGCAUGGAGGUCCCUAAACCCAGGAAGAUCAUCCAUCCUGGGCAGAAGGAGGAAGGAGCUCAGGGCAAGGAUGGAAGCCCAACACCAAGUAUUGAAAGUGAUUCAGACCCCGCAGGAGAUAUGGGGGACACCUCUACAGACCACCAGAGCAAAUCAGUGUGUCAGCGACGCACCCAAGCACCCCAGAACCCCACCAUCAAUAAGGGCCUACAGCCAACGCCCCCUCCUGAGAGCAAAGUGCGCCGCAGCUUGCUCAACCUUCCUGUCAUCAACCCAGAAAGACUCAGGACAGCCAAAGCCUUGGUGGACAAAGCGUUGCAGAUGCAGAAGGUCUUUUCCAUCCAGGGUCAGUACCCGGUCGUUCGGGCUAUCCUCAGGGCCAGAGGUUGGGUAGAACGCCGUCUACCACAGCCAAAUCAACCUUGCAGGCGUCGCCGUGGAGAUGAGGAAGACGAUGGGAAUGAUGCAGAUGACAGUGAUGAUGAUGAUGAUGGUGAGAAUCCACACGAUGUUGAGAAACAGGAGGAUCCUGAUGACAUGUAUGAUAUCAUGUCACGCAUGGUGCGCAAUGAAAGGACAUACCUUUAUUGGACAACCCGUAGAGAGAACAUUGACAUUCGGAUUCUGCGAAAGGAACAGAUUACCAAUCACUAUGCAAAGGCGGGAACCAUCACCACCAAGGUGGGCCUGUGUGUCAACCUGAGGAACCUGAGGUGGUUCGACGCAGCUGACCCGGACACGUUCUUCCCUCGCUGCUAUAGGCUGGGUGCAGAAGAUGAGAAGUACGCCUUCAUCGAGGACUACAGGAGGACAGCCUGCACCAGCCUAUUGAAGUGUAUAGUAGAGAGGAGUUGUGGUGAGAGAGGAGAGGGACUAAAAGCUCGGACAGAUGCAUCAACCAAGCAGUCAGGUCAAAACAAAUCCAACAAGCGCCGACCAGUUGUAUCGGUGUCCAGCACAAUCAUUGACAUUGCAUUAGAAGUGUGUCAAGACUUUCUGGAUAGUUUGGAACAUAAUGACAUAGACAUUUCCUUGGACACGCCGCCAGCGCUUGAUGAAGAACAGUGGUCUGAGUUCAUUCACAAUUAUUACUGCGUUGUUCAUGAUGGAGUAGAAAUAGAAGACAGCUCUAUGUACCUGGGCAGCUGUCAGGCCAUGUUGCAGAAGCUUCAGGAGGUCAGUCCACAGCUGGAAACAGACGGUACUCACAACAUCUGGAUUAUCAAACCAGGGGCCAUGUCCAGAGGUAGAGGUAUAAUGUGUGCUAAGCGUCUAGAUGAGAUCCUCAGGCUGGUUGACAGUGACCCGUCCCUGAUUAAGGACAGUAAGUGGGUGGUGCAGAAGUACCUGGAGCGCCCCCUGCUAGUUCAUGACACCAAGUUUGACCUGCGUCAGUGGUUCCUGGUCACUGACUGGAACCCCCUCACUGUCUGGUUCUAUAAGAAGUGCUACAUGCGCUUCUGCACCCAGCCCUACUCAGUAGAGACUCUGGACAGCUCCAUUCAUCUGUGUAAUAACUCCAUCCAGAAGCACCUGCAGCCUUCUCUGCAGCGCCACCCAGAGGUACCGGCAGACAACAUGUGGUCGUGUGACCAGUUCAAAGCCUUCUUGUCUAGGCAAGGCUGGGGUGCACAGUGGGGGUCUGUGGUGGUCCCAGGGAUGAAGAAGGCUGUGGUCCAUGCCCUCCAGACAGCUCAGGACCUGGUGGAGUCACGACGAGGCAGCUUUGAACUGUAUGGAGCUGACUUCAUGCUUGGUCGUGACCUGAGGCCAUGGCUGAUAGAGAUCAAUGCCAGCCCCACCAUGGCGCCAUCCACAGCAGUGACUGCCCGCCUGUGUGCGAAGGUUCAGGAGGACACUUUACGGGUGGUUCUCGACAAACGUCUGGACAAGGGGGCACAAACCGGAGGCUUUCAGCUCAUAUGCAAGCAGGCUGCAGUGGAGGUGCCUCAGUAUGUUGGAGUCAACUUCCUUGUCGAGGGCUCCCAGAUCAAACGGCCCCGGCGCACUCCUCCUCUGAAAGCCUCUAAACUCUCUGAGCCUCGGACCAACCUAGGGGUCCCAAGACGGUGCCCCGCCAGUAAGGAGGAGACGAGGACAGAGAAAACAAAGACAGCAUCUAGGAAGUGGAUGAGGGCUGUGGUUAAACAGCUUUCCUUGUCUAGCACCAAGGUCCAGCCCCCUUCCUUUUCGGACAGGCCUCCGGCCACAGACACUUGGAGGCUGCAUUACCCAUGCCUGCCCAUGGGGGGUGUUCACUCGUAUCACAGGCCCCCCAUAGCUCAGUCCCGCUCCAUGGAUUUCUGGAGAAGGCCCCAGAUAAUAAAGCCUCGGUCGGUGCAAAACUGCAGACUCUUAGAUACCAGCUAUCAAGGCCCUAUCUUUCCUCUGGAGGUCAUACGCCUGCAGGACCCAGCCAAGAAGGCCCCUUCCCUGCAAUUCACUCCCUUUGUCCGUCAUCCUGGUUUCAGGUUUUCUCUACAUCAGGACCUCCACCAGUGCAUUGUCAGAGCUGCAUGCACAGGGAGAGGACACUACAAAAGCACCUGAUCCAGAGGAUUAUUAUAACCCUUCACUUGCUGUUACAUUUGAAGUUUGGUUAAUCAUUGUAGACCUACCUCAUAUAAAGUCAUUGUUGA
This is a messenger RNA of Osmerus eperlanus (European smelt), 2967 nucleotides long. Its product is annotated as tubulin monoglycylase TTLL3-like. Bases 332 to 2878 code for a protein of 848 amino acids. Gene Ontology annotation, biological process: cilium assembly; cilium movement; protein polyglycylation. The transcript is spliced from 15 exons. Lineage: Eukaryota; Metazoa; Chordata; Actinopteri; Osmeriformes; Osmeridae. Gene Ontology annotation, molecular function: protein-glycine ligase activity, initiating. Gene Ontology annotation, cellular component: microtubule cytoskeleton; axoneme. The record is from RefSeq and is a predicted model, not a curated record.